GUUACACUCAUUCCACAAAGUUAACUGGAUAUUGAAAGUCAACUUACAUGAUACACAGGAAGAAAGUUUAUUGCAUUCAAAAAUAUCAUCUGUAAUGUGGGAUGCAGCACCAAAUUGAGUUAUGAAAUACUCCCUGAGUCGGGAUCGUUUAAUACCUGGCAAGGGCAGCCAGAAGACCCAGGAAAGAGACACCAAGGCCUGGUCCAAGGUGAGAACUCCGCCUGGUACGAUGUCAUCAUCAAAACAAACGAACGGGGAACAUCUCCCUGUGAUAUCUUUUCAAAUGGAACAACAGCAGACGAACAAAAUGAAACAAGCUCACUGGUGCAGUUCAUGGCCGACAAUAGUCUUAACUGUGAAUAAAUCAGAUGACAUGACAAUUGUUCAGAAGAAGCUACAAGACAUCGAUAAAGUCACUUCGGAAAGGGAAAUGUCAGUAAUUGGAUCACAGAGUUAUGAACAUCUCGAUAAGAAACUUCAAAAAGUGAACGAAGACAAAGCGUUGAUGACUGAGAUUGUGAAACUGAAUGUUAAAAUGGCGGGACUGACACUGCAGCGCCACGAUGAUGUGAGGAAAACUGAACAAACUAUAGAAGAUCUGAAUAAGACUGAUGAAAAUAUCAGUUCUGAAAAUGAGGCGGUGCUGCUUACGAUGGUGGAGCUGGCGCAUCAGCAGGACAUUGAAAUGAAGAAAAUUACGGAAAGUAUAAAAUGUCUGAAUGACACUGUAGGCAGAAUGUCGUCUAAAAAUGCGACGCUGUUGGUUAAAAUGGCGGAGCUGGCGCAUAAACAGUACAAUGAAAGAAACAAAAUGGAGGAAAGAAUAAAAUGUCUGAAUGACACUGUAGCCAGAAUGUCGUCUGAAAAUGCGACGCUGUUGGUUAAAAUGACGGAGCUGGAGCAUAAACAGUACAAUGAAAGAAACAAAAUGGAGGAAAGAAUAAAAUGUCUGAAAGAGACUACAGAUAGGCUGUCGUCUGAAAAUGAUACUCUGAGGCAGGAAAUCGAACGCCUUCGUAAAUAUGUUCAAGUUGACAUGAACGUAAUUGCCAGAAGUAAGGUAGCGGAGGAUCAUUUCUAUGCGGCGAUAUUCAAGAACAGACAGGAUCGCGCUAAGCUUGGCGACAAGAAGUUCCAGGCCGCCGUCAAAGAUGAUCAGAAACACCGGGCACUGAUCAAGCAUCAAUUGAACAAGAAACCAUUGCAAAAAGGUGAAGAGGUCAAACUAAUUAGACCCCCAGAUGCUAGAAAUGUAUAUAAGGGAGACUACAAGAAGUUCCAGGACGCCGUCAAAGAUGAUCAGAAACAUCGGGCACUGAUCAAGCAUCAAAUGAACAAGAAACCAUUGCAAAAAGGUGAAGAGGUCAAACUAAUUAGACCCCCAGUCGAACCAUGUUUGGCCCGCCUUCCAAGGCUGAAUGAUUUUGAGGCACUGCAACAUCUAGGUAAAGGCGGAUUUGGAAAAGUUUACCUAGUUCGGAAGAAAGGUGGCAUCGACAACGGUGUAUUAUAUGCCUUGAAGGUGAUAAAAAUAGCAAACGGUGCAUUGCGCAGUAAUGAGCAGGAUCUGUGUAAAACAGAACGUGCUAUACAUAAAAAAGUUUCUGGAGCUCCAUUCCUGGUGGGACUCAACUAUGCAUUCGAGACAAAAUCAAGGUUGUUUCUGGCCUUGGACUUUUAUCCAGGCGGCGAUUUGCGGACUCUGGUGAAGAAGAGGGCAAAAUUUACAGAAAACACAACAAGACUCUACCUCGCUGAGAUAGUCUUGGCCAUAGACUACCUGCAUAAGAUUGGUGUGAUCCAUCGGGACCUUAAACCAGAAAAUAUAUUGAUUGACUCUGAAGGUCAUAUAGCGGUCACAGACUAUGGACUAUGCAAACAGUUUCCACCAGAUACAAAGGUCAAACGUGCUCGUGCAUUCUGCGGCACAAGAGAGUAUGUGGCUCCAGAAAUGAUUCUGCGCAAAGAUUACGGCAUGGAAGUUGACUGUUGGAGCUUGGGAAUCAUCGCUUAUGAAAUGAUGGCUGGACAUAUGCCCUUUGUAAUUACAGGAAAAGAAACCGUGGCUACCCUCUAUCACAAAAUUACACAAGAGAAACCAGUAAUUCCUAAGUAUUUCUCGCUCAAAGGGAUAGAUUUUGUCGAAAAACUUUUGGAAAAGAAUCCUUUAAGACGGUUGACAACAAGGAAGAUCCCUGCACUGAACAUCAAGAAGCAUCAUUUUUUCAAUGGUAUAAUCUGGCAAGAUGUGGAAAGGAAAGCAACAAAGAUGCCGUACCGUCCACCUUUUGACAUUAAAAAUGACGCCAAACGUGUUCAUGACAAUUUGAGCAAGGAACUUCAUACUCAUUCAAAUUGUAAUGACCACAUAACCCAGGCAUGCUUAUAUGUAGCCCCAUCCCUGAUCCCUAACCAGAGACAUAGACCAGAAACUUCAAGGAAGUGCCUGAACAAAAAUGAACCUCGGAAAGAGCAAGAUGUACAAUUUAACGGUGUUAGAGGACCAAAAUUCAAUGUUAGUGGCUGCCUAGGUCUUGUGAUUGCUAAUGGAAGACCAAGAGUCCACAGGAAGAUUGAGAAGUAGGCAUGCCAGGACACAGGGGCAUUUGCAUCUCUCAGCGAAUGCUUAUCAGGAUCACACAGUAACAGGGCAGGAGCUGCAAUCCAGAAUUUAUGUGGCCCUGGAUUGUUACACAUGUAGGUACAGACCUAAGUUCUGGAAAAACAUACUGCCUCAACAUUCAAUACCUCGUGUUUCCCAUCAUGUCUGCCUGUGUGUCAGCCCUACUUUCAGCAGUCAUUUAAGAAUUAAUAAACACAACCCUACUUGUUUCCUCAGCAGGUUCUUUCUCCACCUGACCACUGCCCCAAUUUUGGGAUUUCCCCACACUGCUUGUUCCUUGUAGCUUUGCCAGCCUAACCCCUCCUUACACUCUUGUCCUCUUAGGUUUAUAAAUCCCUGGGCUUCUAGUUUCAAGUUACAUAACCCAGACCAUGGCAAUAUUGGCACUACCCCAGUUGGGGAUGUGCCCACAGAAUUCUUCGUGUACAGAGUCCAGUUAUGUUUUAAACCCUCAGAGCUUGAAUCCUGACAUGUGGGAUAUAAAUAAGGUGUUAGCAAGGGGGAAGUCUCAGUGUUGCCGUGGCCUGGGUCAUCCAUACUAAGCUCGUGCAAGCCCAGAGAUUUCCAAACUUGUGAAGAGAGGAUUAUGAGGAGCAAGCCCUGAGGGCACAGCCCCAAAGCAAGGCAAGUCAAACAAGGCAAAUGUGUGGGGAGAAACAGGCCUGCAGAGGGAAGACCUAGGGCGGAAGCCUUCAGUCACAAAGAAAACUUCAUACUUCGUUCUAAAUUUGAUUUGUACCUUGGGGAACUCCUAGGGCUUCCCUGCAUCAAAGUGGCAGCUGAACAUAAGACACACAGAAUCAGGCCCACAUAGUAAUGAAGAUGGAGACAGUAUGCCCUUCCGAAACGUUGGUAUCUGUAAGUUCACACAGCGUUACAGGCCAAGCAAUACAGAGCACGCUGUUGGAUUUCGAGCUCGGUUGUACAUUAAAGUAAUAAAUCAAUGCUCCCUGAUGGCGACUAAAAUAUUCACUUUCAAAUGCCAUUUUGUCUCUUUAACACACAGUAUGCAUCACAUCACAUAUGUAAUAUGGCUUCAUGAUAGUUGUAUUAAAUUCUAAUCCAAAGAUAAAA
Molecule: messenger RNA, 3697 nt
Organism: Zootermopsis nevadensis
Lineage: Eukaryota; Metazoa; Arthropoda; Insecta; Blattodea; Termopsidae
Source: RefSeq, a predicted model, not a curated record